Brassica napus (rape) is the source of this 1594-nucleotide messenger RNA. RefSeq names its product vesicle-fusing ATPase-like. NCBI's taxonomy places the organism in Eukaryota, Viridiplantae, Streptophyta, Magnoliopsida, Brassicales, Brassicaceae. Gene Ontology annotation, cellular component: Golgi stack. The coding region runs from base 1 to 1077 and encodes 358 amino acids. Gene Ontology annotation, molecular function: ATP binding; ATP hydrolysis activity. The record is from RefSeq and is a predicted model, not a curated record. The transcript is spliced from 13 exons. Gene Ontology annotation, biological process: Golgi to plasma membrane protein transport; intra-Golgi vesicle-mediated transport; SNARE complex disassembly.
AUGUGGCUACCACUUCUUUUCCAGAUAGAUGGUGUGGAGGCCUUGAACAAUGUUUUGCUUAUUGGAAUGACAAACAGAAAGGAUUUGCUUGAUGAAUCUCUUUUAAGACAGCCGAUCUCAUCUCCUUCGUCUUUUCCACUUCCUUCUGUUUAUCGCCUCAAGUCUGUGCAAUCAAACCUCCAUCAAAGGGGCAUAGGUGGUCUGGGUGCAGAGUUUGCUGAUAUAUUUAGAAGAGCUUUUGCGUCUCGUGUAUUUCCACCUCAUGUCACGAGCAGAUUGGGGAUAAAGCACGUUAAGGGAAUGCUUCUUUUUGGACCUCCUGGUACAGGAAAAACCCUUAUGGCACGGCAAAUUGGAAAGAUGCUGAAUGGAAAGGAUCCAAAGAUCGUUAAUGGUCCUGAGGUGCUGAGCAAGUUUGUUGGUGAGACAGAAAAGAAUGUAAGAGACUUAUUUGCUGAUGCUGAGCAAGACCAGAGGACCCUUGGUGAUGCGAGUGAGUUACACGUCAUUAUAUUUGAUGAAAUCGAUGCUAUUUGUAAGUCAAGAGGCUCGACCAGAGAUGGCACAGGUGUCCAUGAUAGUAUUGUGAACCAGCUUUUGACAAAGAUAGAUGGUGUGGAGGCCUUGAACAAUGUUUUGCUUAUUGGAAUGACAAACAGAAAGGAUUUGCUUGAUGAAGCUCUUUUAAGGCCGGGAAGAUUGGAGGUUCAAGUUGAGAUAAGCCUUCCUGAUGAAGCUGGACGUUUCCAAAUUCUUCAGAUUCACACAAACAAGAUGAAGGAAAUUUCUUUCCUUGGUCAUGAUAUCAAUCUCCAAGAGCUUGCUGCUCGAACAAAAAAUUACAGUGGGGCGGAGCUUGAAGGUGUUGUUAAAAGUGCUACAUCAUAUGCGUUAAACAGACAGUUAAGCAUGGAUGAUCUUACAAAGCCAGUGGAAGAAAAGAAUAUUAAGAUCACGAUGGAGGAUUUUCUCCAUGCAAUCCAUGAAGUUCAGCCUGCCUUUGGAGCCUCCACAGAUGACCUGGUGCGCUGCAGAUAUGCUAGGACGUUGCUGCUAUGGUCAAUGCAUCUGAGGUGAAACAUGAACCAGCUCAGCCUUUUUAACUGUGUAGCUACCAUUGAUAACGUUGUGUGGGACUCUAGAUGAAAUGAAGAAAAUUUUCAUUUCCUAAGGAAGUCAUUCAGGCUGAAUACUUCAGACUUCUACUCAAACCAGUCACGUAGUUGGUUUUGUCAUUUUCCGCUGUGUUUUUUUUCGUUCGCUUGCCUCUUCUUUCUUUCUUUCUUUCACUACUUAUUCAAAAGGGUAACCAGAAGUAUUGCAUUCACCUGAUUGAGCUACUUAACAAUCGUGUUUGUUCUCUUUAAAGUUACCUAACUGCAAGAGCAUGCCUCUUGAUACCAGGCAACGUGAUUUGCCUCCUCAACUUUGCUUUGAGGAUAACGCAGCUUGAACUGUCCCUCUCCCUGAGCUUGGGAGACCAUAUGCAGCUGAGCUUCAGGCUCGCUGUUUGCAGCCAUCACCACUCCAGUCUCUUCUGUGGAGUCAUCAUGAUAAGGAGUCUUGUGGAAAACGGUUCUCAAUGUCUGACAUG